GCGCCACCAAUCGCCAGCAACACUAAUGGAUGGCAGAGAUGGCGGAGGCUGAGCGCAGACCGAAAAUCAAGGUAAAGAAAAAGAAUACCCGACGCAACGUAUCACCUCUGAACGAACAGGACAUUCCAUCCCCGCCGACUCUAGACGAACUGGGUGUCUCGGACGUAGCAUCUGGUGUCAAAGGACAAGCUGCCGAGGACAGUUCGACCACCGAGAGCAACCCACCUGCUCACUCAGCUGACCUGUCACGAGAGGCGGGUGGCGAUAACAUCGGCAACGCCGACGACAACAAUGACUCAGAGACGGUUACGACCGCGGUCGAUGACGAUGAACAGCCAGAUUCUGCCGAAAUCGGUGCAAAAUCGGAGGCUGGAGUGGACCGAAAUGAAACUUCGGCGGAUUGUGCUGGUGGAAACGCGGAUCCGGGGUGCGUCCGACCAGAUACGGACUCGCGACGUAGUGCCGACGCGGCCGCUGUGGAAGGAUCAGAUGGAACGCGCGAUGUUUUGGCGACCGAAGCAAAAACGGACGCCGCCGUUGUGAGCGAGAUCGCGUUGGAGUUGCCCCCUACAGCUCCUACGGAAACGCAGGCAAUUGUUUAUUCUUUUCCCUUGUCCCCUACCGAAGAAGCCAACGCUCCUGCGCUCGAGAAUGAAAGGUACGAGCUUGCCCAAGCAGCUGCUCGUCUAGAAACUGAAGCCGCUUCGUCACGAGAGGAGAAAAUCCUCAUCCAUCGAAAAAAGAUCAAAAGGCUGUACCCCGAUCUCAACCGGCUCGUAGACGACCAGCCAGCCAUGCGACCCUUCGCCGAGGAUCAGAUAUUGACCCUCUACGAAAACCCUUUCCUGCGCCAGAAAGACGCCAUUGUCGCCGACUUUGUAGACAGCAACACGGAGAAGCAGCUCGAGUACCACGAGUUGUACAAGCUGCUCAGCGAGUACAUGAGAUCAAGGCAAAAUCUGAUAUCCACGACGAGCACCAUCGCAACACUGCGGGAGGAUGUGGAGAGCCUGAGGUCUGGAAUCUGGGACAUUGUGCCCGACGUCGUGUCAGGAAGGGGAAGGUGCGCUGACAACCGGAAGGUGAAGGGCGAACACUACUUCAACUAUGGCCUCUACAACGAAGAGGUAGCAGACAAAAUGUCGCAGUGCCUCCAAGAUGUGCGCAAAAUCACCAAGGAGAAGUACGCCCUCCACGUCCACAAUGCAGAAGUGCUGCGACUUCAGAUCGACUACUACAUCCAUAUGGUGUUGGACGUUCCUCUCUUCGCAGACAUGCCAAAGAACACUCCCGUCAGCAACGGCAUGCGGGGUAGGCCCUCCCAAGAUGAUGCAGAUGCCGUGGUGGCCGUCCGGAGCUGCAUCAGUGUGCUCUUUCUGUUCCUGAGAAAGCCUCUCAAGGAUGAAAAAUUCCUGAAAGACGUCCAGUCAUGGCUGAAGACCAUGGCAGCAUUCUUGUUGCGUGUAGCUUUCCUGCAGGACCACCUGUUUCUGCUCAACCAUGUGCUGCGCUGUCCUCCAGGAAUCUACAAGUGGGCUACUAGCCUGGUGCAGAUCCCCCCUCCAUCACCAUGGUCACCGUACACAGACUGGCCUGUGGCAUUUGACUCUUUGCUUCUGGACUACGCCAUCGCUGCCCUUGCAACUAUGUUGCUUCCCGUGGAGGCAAGAAGCGAAUAUCUGGAGCAGGUCCGGUCAGCCUUGCUGGAGUCAUCGUUUCAAGAUCCCUGGGUUUUCCUGGACUCCGAAGGUGAAGAGGAUGAGGAGCCCGAGAAUUCCAUGCUCAACUGGCGUGAGAAUGAUGUUGUUGCCUUGCUGAAUCAAGUUCCGUUUGCUAGCAUCUUUCAGCACCUGCUCUUUGUUACACAGCAGAAUGACGAGUACAGCUAUGAAGUUGUGAGGACAACUGAGCAGGGGCUCUUGAAGCUCAUCUCCGUGGCAUCGCAUUUGGUCAAUAUCCUUCAUGCUGGCCUGAAGACAUACAACCAGUCAAGGUACAAGCAGCUAACUAAAAGGAUCUGCCGCCUGAUCCGCCACACGGUUCAGUAUGUAUCUGAUCAUUGGCUUAAUUUUCGAUCAGCAGAGAAUGUCAAAGACCAGGCCAUGCUUCUGCGCCUGCAGGUUGAGUACGACCAGUUCUUCCUUCGCGCCGUCAACUGCAUCUUCUACUCCCAGAGCUUAGGUGCCUGGCAGUUCAUGGCUAUUCUGCCCUACACUUGUGUGUCCACUGUCAUGAUGUGGCAGCUGCUUUGGCUACUCCACAAUAACUACCAGGAUAAGAUUGAGCUGGUAGACCUGUCACCAAGUGAGGUGUGCAACAAGUUGCAAGACAAGAGCAGAAAACUCUGCUUUGAAGAGAAGCUUAACGACAUGCCUCAGUCUGAAGUUUACUUUCUCAUGACCUCUUUCUCGAACAUGGCUGCUUCCAGAGGAGAAGACGGACGUGCUCUCACCCACGUCAUUGCUUCAGAGAUCUUUGAGAUCUCCUACGUCAACAGGAAUUUGAGGCAGCUUUUUGCAAAAGAAGGGAGGGACUUGCUUUGUUCCCUCGCACACAAGCACCCAUUCAUCAUCUCGGUUCUACUUGAUGAAAUUGAUGACCACAUGAUGGAGGUUGGCAACAUGGCUUGCUACCUGAUGCAGUCCAUGCCGCUCCAGCUCUGGGUGCCUGACAAGCAGGAUUUGGACAUCAUAUCACACUUCCUGCUUUACUACCCCCUGGACUCACCACAGAGCCAACUGGCGAGGCUGCUGAUCCAGAACCUGAACUAUGGAUUCAACAACAAGCAGGAGACAUUUCUUGACCAAAGCACACAUCGGCAGCUAGGACUUCUACUGCUCGAGGCCUACGAGAAGCUGUAUGUCCCAUUUGAAGCCUCUGGCUAUGUCUACAAGCAAGUGAAGUACUUUUCAUACAUAGCCACGGCUACCAAAGAGUCCUCGACACCUGCGGGGUUUGUGGCUUGGAUGUGGGAAAUGCUGUUACAGCUGAGGCUCCACAUCUUUGAUUGCCAGCAUCCCCUGCAGCUUGAAUUCAUCGUCAGUGACAAUCCCCCUGCUGAACUGAUUCCAGAUAUCCAGAAGUGUGAUUGGCUUCAUCCUGUGCUCCAGGCCAACAAGAACCUACGACCUCCUUCGCUGUUUCUCUCAGUGUCCAUCGGAACUGUUGGUCAUUACAGAGAGGAGGUACUUGACAGCGGCCUUAAACUCAUUUCGACUCUAGUCCUUAACGAGCAGUACAGUGCGGCGAUCCAUUGUGUGUCCCAUGUUCUGCCGCUCUUUUAUUUGAAGCCAGAAAUGUUGACAAGCAACAAGCGCUUCCUCACUGACUUGCAGUACCUACUGCUGGCAGACAACACCUACCUAGCAAUGGCCAAAAGCAUAGUCAUGUCAGAGUUCCCAGGCUGUAUCUUAAAGCAGUUGGCUGUUGUUAUUGUCGGCCACGUAGAGCAAGCAGCACAGUGGUCACCUGACUUUGUGUCACUGCCGAUCAAACUUUGGAUUGCCCUGCUCUUCAGACUUCCCGACAUCCCCAUUCACAAGGGCGCCUUGGCCAACAAGGCAAAGGGUAGAGAGAGCGUCAUGUACUUACUGGACGUCCUCGUGCAGUUAGCUUACCUCGAGGCAAAGUGCUUUGACAGCCUGCUGACAGCCUUUGCAGAGUCACUUACUCAGUUUGUUCCAAUGACCAAGUCAAACUCUGUUGUGAAGUCAGUCUUCUCUUAUGUCCUUGGAAACCAGACAUUGUCCUGGCCGGCCCUGGUGCCUCUUCAAGCUGCUCCUUCAUUCCCUUGGUUUGCUUGGGCCGGGAUGCUUGCAGAGGCUCAAAUCCCACAUGUUAGGGAGAUGUGGAUGGCACUGCUCAAGGAAAUGGCAGAAUAUCCAAAGCUGACUCCAGAUGCGGCCCUAAAGAAGGCAUCGGCAAACUUAAAGAUGUCCCCUCCUUCUGUCGAUGUUCUUUUACUGUACCGCUGGGCUCAGCAGGCAUUGCAGACAGACGUCGAGCAUCCAGCAUUGCCGCUUAUCUGGCAGCAGUUCUUUCUGCUCUAUCUGCAGAGGUUUCCCGUCCCAAACACAGGGAGUGCUGGGCAGCGUUUCUUUGAAAGUGCCACGCACUUCAGCCUCUUGAAAAAAUUGAAGCGGCGGCUGAACGAGCUGGCUGACCAUUUCUUCUUGAAGCAGUCCCGGCUUUCUCAGUCACUGCACGAACUACCUGACUUACAAGAUGCUAAGGGGAAAACUGCUGCAGUUGUGACCCAGUUGAAGGACAGUGCUGAACUCGUCCAGAAGCUACUGAAGAUGUAUCGCACCUUCUGUUUGUGGCUGGAAGAACCAAGACUGCACAAUGCGAACAUUGUCCUGACAGCACUACCACCUCAGUACUACCCUGAAGCCCUUGGUGUUCUUCUUCAGGGGAGUGGUGACCUGUGGCAUGACCUUGUGCAUGUAGAUGUGGCUAGAGAAUCCCUGAAAGCCCUGCUUCCCAAAUACCACGCUAAGAGCAGCACAUGUAAGAAUGCGGCACCAAGGACACUUGAAGCAAAUUCAAUGCCAGAAGAAUUGAUCUUGAAAAGGCUCAGGUCAUAUGAGGGACCUAUGCCAGCUCCAGCAAUCCCGUCGUUGCAAAGGGUCAUCCCUGCAGUGUCAACAGACAUGUUCAGGGUCCCAAACCAGAUGAUGACGUUGCUUUCCUCACAGCUAAAAGUUCUCACUGGACAAGCACGCAUGUUCAAUGCUCAAGCUGUGAAAUUGGCAAGUCUGGACUCUGCGUACAUGGAGUGGAUCCCCAACCUCUAUCAAAAUGUCCCCACAUACACUGUACUCACCAUUCCUUGCGACUACCAAGAGAACUGCAAGGGACGCCUGCACUUGAGACUGCAGUAUGCAGAAGCCCGUCUUGCCCAAGAUGUCGCAAAGGUGACGGAACAGAACAGAUCAGAAUGGAUGGGGCUACUGAUGGACUUGCAGCGUGCUCCCUCUCGCACUGCAUGCAGUGCUGUUGUCCAUCUGGAGGCUUGCAUUACCCAGCUGGUUCAGACUCAUCGCUGUGGUGCUACGGACGCAAAGAUGCUCCAGGCCCUCGGAAGCGAGAUCUUCUUCGAGUUAGUAAGGACGCUGAACAAGGAGACGACCGACUAUUUUCCAGCCCGUCAGUUCCUUACAUCCUGUCUUGACAUGCUCGGGCAAGAGUUCGUGUCUGGUCACGAAGACCAGUGCCUUCCUGUGCUGAAGGUCAUCCUCAAGGAUCCCAGCCUGGUUGGCCACGUGGCUCCGUUUUUUGCUCCUGCAGCAGUCAACAAUGAGCAGUUUGUCUUGAUGUAUCACACUGUGACGUCAUGUAUUGCGCCGGCAUUUUACAACGCCGUCUUCGUACUGCUCACAAAGUUUGACCUCCCGAGGUGGCUUCAUAGCCAGAAUGUUGCCUUUACGACACGUACAAAGCUUCUCGAGAGCAUUGAAAAGGCAUUUGCCAAGUUUGGCCUGAGUCCUGAACGAGAGGUACUGCCCUUGCUGGAGCUGUACCACACCCACCUUCACAGCCUGCUGUUGUUCCGCUUCCCAGAACAUUUCGGGAGCAUCCUUGCUAUGCUGCUGAAGGGAGUCGAUUUCUGUUCUGUUCCGGCAGCUACCUGGUUUGUCUUCCUGCAAGGGCUGGGCUUCAGCGCUCCACCAGAGAAAUUAGCACGUAUUGAGCAGCUUGGCUAUAUGGAGCAGUAUGCACGACAGCAGUGCCUCCUCAGUGCCUCCCAGAUUGCAGAGACCUUGGAGGUGCUUACAAAGCACUUCAGAAACCUGCGUAACUCGGACCAUGCCACUUCUAAGAAUGGGCUGUAUAGCAAGGUGCAGCCGUACCUGGUUCCCGUGUCCAUGUUUCUUGAAAUGAUGGCACACUGCUUCCUCUGGGAGAAGCUCAAAGGAGUUGACAACGAGCUUCCAGGUGCGAUGCAGCGUGUCCUGGAGUUGUACAGCCCCUGGCUUGAACUGACGGAUGGCAAGAAGAUUCUUGUUCCCUGGACCAUGACUUUGGACUCUAGAGAAGUUGCCUUCAUGUUGGAUGCCUUCACCAAUCUGCUUUCUUUCUUCCACAAAAACUGUCACGGAGUGCGUGUCUUCAGUGUUCUUUCCGAAGUCUGGAGGCGCUACUUCAUUAGCUAUGUCUGGACCAGUGCACCGGACUACAUCACAUCUGUUUUGCAGACGGCACUAGGCAAACUACCUUGGAGUCAGUUCAUGCCUUCCCUCGAAGACUUGAAACUUGCCCACAAGCUGCUGGAAGCAAAGUAUGCCGGCCACCUCACAUUUCUCUUGAUGGUGUUCAAGCAAGUGCCGUGGCAGAGGACCCUGAACUGCAUCUGCGAAAGGGAACCAGAGAAUGUGCAAGAGUUCUACUCCCUUUUUGCUGAGCUUUUUGUAAACCUCGCUUGGCAUCCCGACAUGGUGCAAGACAAUUUUGUGCCGUCGCUAAUCCCCAUUUUGAUUGCACUCGACUGGAGUUUUCUCCAGCCAGAAUUGGUGAGCAAGCUACAAGACGUAUUUGCAAGUGGUUGCAGUCCAACUCGAGUUCUAAAGCAGAGCCCAGGUAGGGAAACGGAUCAUGUCAUGCUUGAGUUCAUCAGCUGCCUAUCCUGCAUGACGUCUACGGAGAGCAGAAUCAAACAGGAUCUGACCACCACGCUUCGGAAACAGCAAGCCUUCAUCGGCAUGCUGGUCAAACUCUGCAAUCAGGCAAUGGAGACCACACCCUCUCUCCUCCGCCAUUACUCAAAGGAAGUCCAGCAGGCUUUGCCCAAACUCAUGGAUCAGUGCCGCAUCAUCAUCGACGUCCAGUCGGAGCUCCGCUACGUCCAGUCCGAGGCCCUCGUCAGCAAGGCUCUGUCUCUGAUCAGCAUCACAACCGACCCAACUGUUCAGGAUGCUCUCUUGGAAGGCCUCCUCCUGUGGGUGCAAGAGUGCUCUGGUGACCUUUUCCUCCUCCCACUCCUCCACUGUGCCUGCGGGAACCUCGCUUCGGUGUCCCAUAUGGUCAAGGUCACAGAGGCUUGCAUUGCAUCAUACUGUUCCCCAGUGUGUGGCACGUUGCCAGCAGACGGUGGUUGGGCGCACGUCUUGUCCUCCUUCCGUGUCCCCGAACUGACGCUCUCCGACUUCUUCCUGUCCUGUUCCCAGCAUUCCGCGUACCUAACCCAGUUCUGCUAUCUCUUGUACUGCCUUCCACGCUGUCGCUGCCUCGCUGACGAACGGGUCUUGCUCGGCCGGCUGGCCGAGUGGAUCUCGCAGAGCUGUCCCAGCGGAGAAGAUGCCGAACCGAAGCUGCUGCUUCUCUGGGAGAAGGUCAUCAGCCUCUCGAUCCGCCAGCUGGACUUCGACGAUGACAACAGCUCCCGUUCCGUGUACAAAACGCUAGAAGACUUCUGCUCCACGCUAGCUGUCCUCGGCGAGGACAAGGUCACUGGUGGGCUUCUGGGAGCCUUUGGCCUUGGGAAGAAAUCUGCCGUGUCGGUUCGGUUCCGGUUCUGUUGCCGGGUCAUGGGUGCUUUUGUGGCGUCUCAGAUGACCGAGACUGGGACCGUGAGGCUAGCACCGAUCCAGUCCGACGAACGUCCGUCUGUUACAUCUGUGCAAGCGCUGGCGAAGCUGAAGGCCCUACAGGGAAACCGGAUGUAUGCCUCGCUGACUAGGGAGGUAGAGCAAGCGCUGCAGAUGGUGCAGGACCCAAACCGCACGAUCAGAGAUAGUAUCUCUGUGAUUCAGAUGCUCGUGAACCUUUUUUACUCGGACAAGGUCUAUCUGCGGAUCCUGUUCUUUGGUGUCAUGUGAUAUCCCCUUCAUUCUGAAAAGUUCUUUCUAGAGGGAAGCUCUUAGGGAGAAGGGGCGGAAGUUUUAAGUUUUUGAUAAAUGAGUGCGAGCUGAAUUUAUGCUUUUCCUGUAAGAAAACUGUAUAAGCCCGGUCUUUGUUAUAUAAUGGAGCAACAUACAAUGAGCAAGUUAUAAGGAGAAAAACAAGCAGCAGCAAGUUUUUUUUACAUUUUAUUUCUGUGCAUAUAUUGAAAUACUAGUGUCGUCUAUUGUUCCAGUGGAGGGAUUAUGCCUGCUCUAUUUGGGUCGCUCUAGUAUGUGUGCAAUAGCACACAGGUGUGCCUUUGGGGGUUAGGAUAUGUGCUUCCGUACACCACUGUACCAUAUUGUAAUCUGGUGCAAGCGGCCUUUCUUUGAACAAGGUACAUGGUUUUCCGGGAAAUGCACUGCCAGUGUUUUUGUAUGCCAAAGCAUCUAAAGUUUCCCCCAUGGUUUUUAUACAAGCUCUUUGCAUUGCUUAUGUACAGUGGGGCGUGCAAUCAAAAGCUAGGUGACGACAAGUCGGUUACUGGGAAAGGAAACCCAAUAAUAAUAUAAUUGAGCCCCUAUACAUUCGGUUCUUUCAUGACGAACGCAAGUCCUGUGGACCGCACCAUCGAUUAGGGAUUGUCCUACCCCCAAAGUGUGGGAGUCUGACUACUUUAUCAAACUGAACAAUAAAAGGAUCUCCAAAAA
Molecule: messenger RNA, 8531 nt
Organism: Ixodes scapularis (black-legged tick)
Lineage: Eukaryota; Metazoa; Arthropoda; Arachnida; Ixodida; Ixodidae
Gene: Epg5
Product: ectopic P granules protein 5 homolog
Exons: 1
Coding region: 30-7817 (2595 amino acids)
Biological process (GO): autophagosome maturation
Cellular component (GO): cytoplasm
Source: RefSeq, a predicted model, not a curated record